Messenger RNA from Oncorhynchus keta (chum salmon), 1074 nucleotides. RefSeq names its product tetraspanin-16-like. Lineage: Eukaryota; Metazoa; Chordata; Actinopteri; Salmoniformes; Salmonidae. The record is from RefSeq and is a predicted model, not a curated record. Gene Ontology annotation, cellular component: membrane. The transcript is spliced from 8 exons. The coding region runs from base 62 to 922 and encodes 286 amino acids.
GCCUUUCUUCAUACUGUACUGGUUUUGACCGCAGUGUGUGUGUUGUGACUGGACAGAGAAUAUGACACCUGUUGGCCAGGCAGACACAGACAGUUGGCAGCAAGUAGGCCUUAAUAGCAGUAGGCCUAAAUCGUCUGGACCUAUUAAAAAAGGUCGAACUUGCAAAAUGGCUAGACAUGACAAACUGUACAGAUGGAUGCGGUAUUUGAUGUUGCUGCUUUGUGUGAUACUUGUUAUAAGUGGCUUUGUGCUGCUGGGACUUGGCGCAUGGAUUAGAUAUGGAGCAGCUACGUUUGUGGAUGUCCUGGGCCCCUACUCGUCUCAGCUCAUCUACAUCAGCUACAUCUGUAUUGGUAUGGGCUCAGUGCUGUCUUUCACGGGUCUCAUCGGCUGCUGUGGGGCUUGGAAAGAGAACCGCUUCUUUAUCAUGCUGUUUUUCUUCAUCGUGACAAUGCUAUUUGUUGCUGAAAUCAUUGGGACUAUUUUUGUCUUGACGUACCGGAAUCUGGUUAGCUUAGUGGUACGUGAUGCAAGCAAGAAUUCCCUGAUGACUGUCUAUAUGGGCCCAGCGGCAACAGACCCAAUCUCAACAGCAUGGAACACAGUCAUGGUCAAGUUCAAAUGCUGUGGUUUUGAGAACUCGACUGUAGAUUUCAAGGGCUCUGUGUUCAGUACAACCACGGGUUUGAACUAUCCUAAGACUUGCUGCGUGAACAAGACCCUUGCAGACUGUGACGGUAUCACCAUCACUCCAAGUCUGAUCCAACCACAGAGCUGCUUUGGUAAGGUCAUCACAGUGAUCAGAGAGCAGAGUGUCAUCCUGGGAUCAGCAGCUGGCUGCAUAUGUAUGAUGGAGUUAUCCUCCAUGAUCCUUGCCAUGGUUUUGUUUGUGAAGUUGGGGCUCAUGAGGCAUCCAUGGUGAAGCCAAAGGGUCCAUUCACACCUGGAGGACACCAACAACCCCCACAGGCAACAAUAAAGUUCUGCUAAAUUAUGAAAGUUUGUGUGUUUUCCUUAGUUGAAAUUGUAUCUGUUAUUUUGGUUAUAUUAAAAUGUUUAUAUAUUAUUUUUAAA